UUCGCUUUGGUCUGGUCACGUGAAUUCUCGUGGAGAGGGGAGGGGGGGAAACAAACAUGGCCGACGAGGCAGGGGAGGUAAACACAGCUGUUGAGGAUGGCGAAGCAAAACAACAGCUAUGUGAGCCCGAAGUUUCGGAAGCCGAGCCCGACGGCGGCCACGGGCAGGAGCGGACAGAGAAGCCGGCACCGGCGGCGUCAGAGAGCAGCUGGUCGGCUCCUAUCCUGUCUCUGGCUCGGAAGGCCACGGAAACUAUUAGCAGCGGGGUGAGCUACGCUGCUGCCCCGCGAAAUCCCUCACAAGGAUCCGCUGCGAGCUCCCCAACGGAAAGGGAGUCCGAAAAUCAUCUCAACAACACUUCAAAAAAGCUUCCAGUUAUCUCCCCCAAAGACCCCAUGGCAAUAGAAAGAUCCAACCUCCUCAGUAUGAUGAAGCUGAGCAUCAAAGUAUUAAUUCAGUCCUCCUUGAGUCUGGGCAGGACGCUGGACUCGGACUACCCUCCUCUGCAGCAGUUCUUUGUCGUCCUGGAGCAUUGCCUCAAACACGGGUUGAAAGCCAAGAAAUCCUUCAUUGGUCCGAAUAAGUCCAUAUGGGGACCUUUGGAACUGGUUGAGAAGUUGUGUCCAGAGUCUGUUAACAUUGCCACAAGUGCCAGAGACCUGCCUGGCAUUAAGACUGGCUUGGGGAGAGCAAGGGCAUGGCUGCAUUUAGCGCUCAUGGAGAAGACUGUAGCUGACUACAUGAAAGCUUUACUGGACCGCAAAGAUCUCCUGAGUGAGUUUUAUGACUCUGGAGCAUUGAUGAUGGAGGAGGAGGGGGCGGUGAUUGGCGGACUGCUGGUGGGCCUCAACGUAAUUGACGCUAACCUCUGCAUUAAAGGGGAAGAUCUUGAUUCCCAGGUGGGAGUCAUUGAUUUUUCCCUUUAUCUGAAAGACCCUGCCAACAGUGAGACUCCGAAAGAUGAUACCAAGAUGACGGCCAUAUUGGAUCAGAAGCACUACAUUGAGGAGUUAAAUCGUCACCUAAGUGGCACCGUGACUGACCUUCAGGCUAAGAUGGACUCUAUAGAGAAGACCAACAGCAAACUUGUAGAGGAGCUGACGGCAGCGACAGACAGAAUCAACUCUCUGCGAGAAGAACAGGAACAUCUAAGAAACGAGAAUGAGACGAUCUUGCAGUCCAGCCAGAAAAAGGAAGAGGCAGCCCUUCAGGACAGCCAGGUGGAGCUGGAGACGUACAAACAGACUCGACAGGGCCUGGAUGAGAUGUACAAUGUGGUUUGGAAGCAGUAUAAAGAGGAAAAGCACAUUCGCCAGGAGCUGGAGCAUGAGUUGGAGCUCCAGGUCGGCCUGAAGCAGGAGAUGGAGGUGGCCAUGAAGCUGCUGGAGAAGGACACACACGAGAAACAGGACACACUGGCAGCCCUGCGGCUCCAGCUCGACCAAGUCAAGACUCUUAACCUGCAAAUGUUCCACAAAGCUCAGGACUCUGAACGAGAGGCAGAAAAAAGGCAGGCGGAGGCUGCGCAGCUUGAGCAGAAGAUGGAUGAAAUGGAGAAAGCGAUGAUUGAGCUAGAGCAGAGACUGCAGAACUCGGAGCGCGAGCGCAGACAAAGUGACCAGUCAGACAAAGAUAUGAGGGUGGAGCUGGAAGGAAAGGUGGACGCUUUGCAGAAACAGCUGACGGACCUGGAUACACUAAGGCUGGGUUUGGAGAAUGAGCUGCGCACUGAGAGGGAGCAGAGGCAAAGCCUUCAAAGAGCUCUGCAGCGGGAACAGGACAACAGCAUCGAGCUCCGCACACAGCUGCAACAACUCCAGGGCCUGCACACGGAGCUGCAGGAUUUGAAGCAUGAGAAGCAGCAGCUGCAGCAGACCUGUGAGCAGCAGGAACAGGCUCUGCAGGAGAUGGGACUGCAUCUCAGCCAGUCUAAACUUAAGAUGGAGGACUUCAAGGAGGUCAACAAAGCUCUAAAGGGCCACGCCUGGCUGAAGGAUGAUGAAGCCACUCAGUGCAAGCAAUGUGAGAAAGAGUUCUCCAUUGCACGCAGAAAGCACCACUGUAGAAAUUGUGGAGACAUCUACUGCAGCACUUGUUCCAGUAACGAGCUGGCCUUACCGUCCUACCCUCGGCCGGUGCGGGUUUGCGACGUGUGCCACGCCCUCCUGCUGCAGAGAAGCUCCUCCACAGGUUCCUGACUAAAUAUCUACUCACUUCAUCACACUGCAAAUGCUCAUGAUUUAACUACUUGGGUUAGAAUAAUGUCAUUGAAUCUUAGGGAAAUGUGAUUUGGUUUAACAUUUCCUCUGCUACCUGAAAUUCAGGAACAUUAGUUCACCUGUAUUAAACAAGGGGGCCACCUUUUAACACUGAUGGGAGGAGCUAACAGUUUUGAAGUCUUUGCUUAGAGUUUCGGAUCAUUUGUGGUCAAUGUGUUUCUCAGUUUGACAAUUUGGUACUCGAUAAACUGAUUUUAAAAUGUGAACUUUUUCUAAUUCAACCCAUGGAUGUAGAUUAUGUGGAGGUCCUAUCGAGAACAUUGUUGUUACUGAAGAUCAUAUUCAAACUUAUCAUGCUACUUUUUUUUUUUUUUUUUUUUUUACAACUAUGGCCCCACUGAUGAUACAUAUACAAUUGUGUAAAUGACUGUCGAAUGUUGAAAAAUAACUAUUUUAGAAUGUAUUAUUACAGAGUUUUGUGUCCACUACUACUAAGCCAUUUUCCUCAUUGAUUUGGGAAUGGUGACCUAAAGUUUUUUUUAUCGGAGAUAUUUGAUAAAUGAAUAAAGCCUUUUUUGCAACGCUUGUAUCAAUUAGAUAUUCCAGACUAGUUUAUUCACUUUGUGCACAGGAAAUACAAAUAGCAUUUGAAGCAGUAGAAACCUUCAUGUCAGCAGAUUUUAAAUUCACUUGCCCUUGACAUAGCCCUCAUCCACA
Etheostoma spectabile (orangethroat darter) is the source of this 2936-nucleotide messenger RNA. RefSeq names its product RUN and FYVE domain containing 1 (gene rufy1). Gene Ontology annotation, cellular component: cytoplasm. Gene Ontology annotation, molecular function: metal ion binding. The transcript has 17 exons. NCBI's taxonomy places the organism in Eukaryota, Metazoa, Chordata, Actinopteri, Perciformes, Percidae. Bases 57 to 2198 code for a protein of 713 amino acids. The record is from RefSeq and is a predicted model, not a curated record. Gene Ontology annotation, biological process: protein transport; regulation of endocytosis.